UAAACGGUCAUUACAAAGGCAUGCAUCGAGUACUGCCGAUGGACAGUGGUCUCCCCGACAUCCCUGCCUCCAGAGCUCCCAAUAUUCCAUGGACUCUUGUCGGUUGUAGCUACAUCACACUGUCUAUCAUUUGUUCGGUAUGGUACCUCUACGUGGUUCAACCCUCACUUUCCAACGACGUGUGGUGGGCCAACUACUCCAGUUCCAGAGACCAAGCGCUGGUCAUCGACAUCUUCAACGCCAUCCUCCCCUCACAAUCGUCUGGCGCACUUGACAUCUUUUCUCCACGAGCUACCAUCGGCAGACCAUACACCGCCGUUAUACCAAGCACAGCCGUCUAUUCCACCUAUCCCCGGCAGUUGGUCUUGACAGAGCUCACUUCUGUCGAAUAUGCCGUGCAAAACUUACGGUCUUUAGACGCCCCAAACAGCCUGUGGAUGGGAACUCAGUAUUGCUGGGUGGAUUUCCAGAAACGAUUCGAAAUCGCCCACACCGAAACACGUCAAACUCGCUGUCGGGAUCGGUACCGCUCCAACGGUGCAGUCUACAUGGAAUCAAUGCUGCGAAACCAAGUCUGGGACGAUUUUAUGAGUUUUUACGGGGCAGUCUUUGAGAUCGCCGUUCAAGAUUGGCUCGUCCAAAGUGAGGACGGUCGACGUUGGGUGGCAACCACGUCGUCCGCUCGACCCACAACGACUGCGGCCGAGGAAGUGGCGCUCUGGACUGAAAACGGCAUCACGUCGUUUACGCUGCAGUGGCAGAACGACUUUGUCAACGGCAUGUCGGACGCGAUUGUGCUGGUCAACGCCCUUGGCAUGCAGCAAGAACUAGUCCUGCGCAGUGUGUCGUAUGCUGAGGUGACGUGGACGUCUGUAAUCUUGUAUUGGACCAUCAUGAACGACAUGUACUACAUGUACUUGACCAAUCGAAGCCUCAUUCGGUCUGCCAACAACUCCUUCCUCCAACACCCCGAGGUAGUUAUGGACAGUAUGCCCACCAAUGUUGGCGAGUAUUUGACCCAAGUGGACGCGUUCCGGGCGUCCAUCGGCCCCUUCUUUUGUGUCGACGCGUUUGUCGUCCCCGUGCCGCCGACAGUCGUGGCCUUGUAUCGGCAAUUCGAGGACAUUGUUCUAGCCAUGGCGAGGCUGAACGUCGACAUUGACUUCGCAGCAGAUGCGAUCCAGGGCACGACUCUCUCCCCCACUCCCCCAUCGUGGACUCGCCAAGACCGAUUGUUUUACGGUGGAAACCCUCUCUGCCUGCGUGGCGCCCCUCAGGUGUACGUGCAAAACACGUUUGGUUUUCACGACUUGUGCGACAAACAGACCCCACUUUCUCUCGACUACAAUUUGCACGCCAGCCUUUUCGCCGUCCAGGCGACCAAACGGGUGCAAGUUGACGACAUUUGUGCGGUGGUCGCUGCUCCCGAAUCCUGCCGUCGGUUGUGUCAAUCGAUUCUUGAAGUCGAAAAGCACUUGCCCCCAGUCCCAGCCAGCUUCACUGCGUUGUUCGACGACGUAUUCCACCAAGUCACACUUCUCAACGUGGGGAUCAUGCAGUUUGCAUCAUCCGUGGACGGGUUCAACAUGACAAUCUUGUUCGAGCCGCUGCUGCAAGACCCUGCCUUUCAGUUCUUUGGGUGGUUCUUCAUCUACGAAUGGGUCUCUGGGAGGCGCGAAGUCGUUCGAUUUGACGGAGACGUGGCAUCGUUGACUCUGAUGUCGGUGGCAGAGUCGCCAGUGCAAUUUUUCAGCGGAGCAGAGUCUAUUGCGUCAGCGACACACGGCUUGUACUACGUCGUGGUCUACGUCACGGCGAUUUUAGCUACGAUUUGCACCGCAAGUCUCGUCUCGACGCUGGCCUUUGGGACUUCCAAGUUGCAAACUUCCGAGUUUUUGUGGUUCAAUCACGUUGUGGGGUCCGUGUGGAUCGGUCGCCCCUUGCUCCUGCUCCGUGGUGGCACCGCCAUCCUCGUUCUAAGCACGACCCAGCUCCACCUGGCCACGAUCAACGGCGUCCAUUCCCACUUUGAGUUUCGACCGAGAUACUGGUUCAGCACGUGUGUGAUUGCUGGCGAAGCCACUUGGGCUCUGUACGUUGCGGUGGACUUUCUCACUGUGGUCACGUCUCACUUUACCAGGUCGUACGCCCCCCUGAGCUGCGUCAUUGCAUGGUCCGUGCUGGUCUUGGUGGAACUGACGGUGCCUGUGCUGCCCUGGGCCUGGAUCGAUCGUGUCUGCACUGGCCAAAACAUGGACCAAGCCAUCAAAUGUUCCAGUGGAGGGAUUCGAAUGGGGUCGUUCGAUCGGGUACGCCUAAUCUUAUUGAUUCAGAGCCUUUCGAUCUGUGCGGCCAUGGCCAUUUCCUUGGUAUACAAGACAGUGCUCGAACGGCGGCACCCCGUCCCUGCUAUUCGUUUCCAGCGGUACAUCCUUGGUGUAGCCGACAACUAUUUUCCUCUGGAGGUCUCAGAUCUGGACGACUUGGCCUCGCAGAACUUUGCGUCACAGCUCAUGGCCGGACUCAUCCCCUGGCGACGAGGAGGGCUGUUUGAUAUCAAGUUGUGGUUGCACGACACGAGCCAUUCACGAAUAGCUCGCAAAGCCACAAUUGCGAACUUUUCCCAACUCCAGCCAUCGCCACCUUACGAAAAGUACUUGUCCAAAAAAUCGCAGCAACGUCUGCAGCGGGUUGGUGAGUUGGCGGCAGUGCUCUAUGCUGUAGGGGGAAUUGUUGGAAGUGUUUUAUACUUUCAGGUCGCCCAAGUGAACUUGGCCAACGAUCUGUAUUGGGCCACGUUCAAUAUGUCUGGAAUGCAUGUGUUCAUGUCCAACUGGCUAAACGACGAGCUAUAUCUUGGCGUGCGCAAGACGGAGACUGCCAUGGACGUCGAGUAUAUCAAUCAAGAUGGAUCGUUUGACCAAGACAGCAGUCGUAUCAUGUCGCCCUCCAACUUUGGCCAAAUGCUACUCUACACGGAACUGAAUGCCAUCCAAGACGCGAUCGUGGGCCUUCGGGCGUCGGAUGCGUGUGAAGUGCCAUGGAUUUCCACGCAGUACUGCUUUGUGGACUUUGACCAGCGGUGGGAUUUGGCCAACACUGCAGCCAGACAGCAGCGCUGCCGACGAAUGACAUCAAAUGGGGCCGUGUUUCUCGAAUCCGUAUGGAGGAACAUUGACUGCCGCGAGUUUGCCCGAUGCUGGGGACAUGCGAUCGAUGCCGCAAUCGUGAACGACUUGAAGCAAUCGACGGCAGGUCAAGACUGGCUUAAUGAGGUGUUCGCCGACGAGAAACCAAGCGUGAGUACUGAAAUCGCGUUCUGGAAAACCCACGGAGUGAGUCACUUUACCACCCAGUGGCAAAACUACAAAACCAUCGGCCUUGUCAACAACUACGCCGUGACCAACGUGUAUGGCAUCUCGUACCCGUUCACGCUGCAAAACGAAUACUCGAGGUUUCGGUUCGAAAGCGAAACGACGUUUAAAAUGUACUGGGCGUUCGCGAGCGACUUGGCGGCCGUGUCCAACAAUGCCACUGCCAUUGCCGGACACAGCUUGAUCCGGUCGAGUUCGCUCUUUGCGUUUGCCAAUACAUCGAUGCAGUCGCUGCUGAUGGAGAAUGGCACGGUGUCGAGUCCGUUGCCCAACGCGUAUCGCUUGCUCCAGUCUGAGCUUGGCUCGUUCGGAUCUGUGGACGUGACCUACGUGCCGUGCCCGUCGAUCUUGAAAGGCGUCGCUCGUCAAGUCUUUACGACACUGAGGCAGUCCCUCGCGCAAAGCGACGCGGCACAAGUUGCGUAUUUCAACCUUCCCAGUGGUUUGAACCUCAUGAACCCAGUGCCAAGGCAGUGGAUAGAUUUGAAAUUUAAUUCGGUGAGCGGCAGCAUUUUGUGUCCGGAAGCCCAGCCAAGCCCAGUUGGAACGGGGUUACAAGGGUUCGUGGCAUGGCAUCGCCAAUGUUCAUUCACACCAAUGUAUGCAGCCGUAGCGUUUGAUCAGCAAAAUGCCCUGUUGGCUGCGCUGUUAUCGCAACUGCCGCUCCGAAACACUCCAGAAUUUCUGGCUUCCAUAUGUCGACACGACGGUACUGGAAACCCAUUGUGCAUGAAAUACUUGGCUUCGAUCAUCGCGUUUAUUGACACGUAUAUUCACAACAGAAUCGACAAACACGUUGUAGCGUCAAUGGUAGCCCAGGCCAUCGACGCAGUUGUGGCGUUGAACGUAGAAUUUGUACAGUAUGGCAGGCUGGACGAAGCAUCUCCUUUGACGCUGUACCGUUCCUUGGUAUUCAACCCCUCUGACGAAAGCUUCGAGUUCUUUUCGUGGGUGUUUUUGGUCGACUGGGUCGUGGGCUAUCGCGAAGUCGUGUCAUUUGAGGGCGAUGUUGGAAACAUAACGUUGUUAACGGAAUACCAGCCCUUCGUGAAAGAUCACGUGAGCAUGGUGCAGUUUCCAGUGAAUUUAGCGUCGUACCUUCGAAAUGUGGUACUGUAUGUGACUUCGACAAUGAUCUUCUUGGCGGUCCUCUUGCUCGUGUACAUUGCGUUGAGCCAUGGGCACGUGGACGUGAUGAACUUGUUCAAGUUGCAACGCGUGGGGGCCAUCGUGUGGGUCGGUCGGCCGCUGUUGUUUGUUCGAAGCCUUACUGCCAUCGGUGUACUCUCGACAGCAUCCCUCGAGCUGCACUUCUCUGGCUACAUCACGUUUUUCACAUCGGCUCAAGUUCCGUGGUACAUGACGAUCCUCGCCGCCAACGAAAUCACGUGGCUUGUGGCGAUUGUGAACGACAUGGCGCUGGUGCUGACGCAAGAAUACACGCCUCACUACGCCACGGGCAACACUAUGUUGGUCUGGCUGUUCACAGCCACCCUUUCAAUUGCCAUUCCAACAAGUCACGCCAUGGUAGUCGACAAGCAAUGUCAAGUGGCAGCAAUGGACUCGCUGGUCGUUUGUACGAGCGGCCACCUUGCCAUUGGACAACCGCUGCGCCUUGUGGGUAUGGUUGGUGCAGUGCUGACGUGCAACGCGUUGUGCUACUUUGCCGCCCGACACGUGAUGGACAAACCAGAGUCGACGCCGCUCAAGUCCGUGUUCUUGUACGCUGGGGCCAAGUACAUGUUCUCCACUGCCGAUUGGAUUGACGGCCACAUCUACUACAUGGAUCGCAUGUCCGCGGCCAUGAACGGCAUCCUGACCAUUCGACGGGGCACUGUCAUGUAUGGGCUGGACAUCAAACUAUGGCGAACGCUUCACGUGAAUCUAGCAGACACCAGUCCCCAUACAACCGCGGCCCACUUUGCACUUCCGCUGCACAUGUCCAACCGGUAUUCAGGGUAACAAUCCCACGCCCAGAUUAGAACUUGUCCUGGCUGGCACAGCCAUGACAGCGAUUACAGGAAACCCUGCAAUCCAAAUUACUUGGAGUAAUACAUUUCUUU
Aphanomyces astaci is the source of this 5437-nucleotide messenger RNA. RefSeq lists its product as hypothetical. The record is from RefSeq and is a predicted model, not a curated record. The transcript has a single exon. The coding region runs from base 21 to 5336 and encodes 1771 amino acids. NCBI's taxonomy places the organism in Eukaryota, Oomycota, Saprolegniomycetes, Saprolegniales, Verrucalvaceae.